CCAACAAAACACAGUCCAAGAUUCAAGAGAGAGAGAAAACAGAGCAACGCAAGAAACAGAGCAACACAAGAAGAAUGAUCACUUUCAAGAACCACAUUUCCUUGACACUCUUCUCUCUCCUCUCCGUCUUCUCUCUCCUCACCCAGUCCCAAACAACGCCACUGCCGUUGUACGCGGUGGGCCCGGGUGGUAACGGAGGAGGACGGUGGGCCGUACUCCAGAAAUCCAUUGGCGUCUCAGCCAUGCACAUGCAACUCUUGAGAAACAACAAGGUCGUAAUCUUCGACCGCACCGAUUUCGGCACGUCAAAUCUCUCUCUCCCGACCGGAAAAUCCUGCCGUCGCAACGACGCCGUUGUAAAGCUCGACUGCUCCGCCCACUCCGUCUUGUACGACUUCGCUUCCAACACCUACCGUCCCCUAACCGUCCAAACCGACGUCUGGUGCUCCUCCGGCGCCGUCCACCCCGACGGCACCCUCGUCCAGACCGGCGGCUACAACUCCGGCGACCGCAAAAUCCGCCUCUUCACCCCCUCCACCACCAACUACGCCGCCGUAGACGGCGGCGACGGCGACGAUUCCGACUGGGUGGAACUCCCGGCCGACUUGAAAGUCCGCCGAUGGUACGCCACCAAUCACAUCCUGCCGGAUGGCCGCGUCAUCGUAGUUGGCGGCCGCAAACAAUUCAAUUACGAAUUCUUUCCCCAAAAUACCCCUCCCAAGAUAUUCUCCCUCCCUUUCUUGAACUCAACAAGAGACAGGUUCGAAGAAAACAAUCUGUACCCGUUCUUGCACCUGCUCCCCGACGGAACCCUCUUCAUUUUCGCCAAUCGAAGGUCGAUCUCGUUCGAUUUCACGAAAAAUCGGGUUGUUAGAGAGUUUCCAGCGAUCCCCGGUGAAAAAAGGAACUACCCAUCGACGGGGUCAUCGGUUUUACUGCCGUUGAGAGGACGGGAGGCGGAGGUGAUGAUUUGCGGUGGGGCCCCGAAUUUCGCGUUUUAUAAGUCCGAAAAGUUUAGAAUAUUUGUAGAAGGUUCUAGAACAUGCGGGAGGUUGAGGGUUUCGGAUUUCAAUUCGAAAUGGGUCAUGGAGCGAAUGCCCAUGAGCCGGGUCAUGUCGGAUAUGAUACUUUUACCUACGGGUGAUGUGCUUAUCAUUAAUGGUGCUUCGAGCGGGACGGCCGGGUGGGAGGAUGCGGUCGGUCCCGUUCUAAACCCGAUUCUUUAUUACCCGACAGAACCCGACCCCAGCAAGAGGUUUCAAGUGAUGAACCCUUCUGCCAUUCCGAGAUUGUACCACUCCUCGGCUAUUUUGUUGCCAGACGGCAGGAUUCUAGUGGGUGGGAGUAAUCCCCACGUUAAGUAUAACUUCACGGCGUUUUAUAGGACGGAGUUGAGUUUGGAGGCGUUUUCGCCGCCGUACAUGGGCCCAGAGUACUCUUACUUACGCCCUAAGAUCGUAUCCGUUGAGGCGAUGGAUAACAUGAUAUUGUAUGGUCAGAAAUUUUCUAUCAAAUUCGUGGUGGCUUGCGAUCCGUUAUAUCGAGAGAUCACCGUUGCUUUGAUUGCCCCGUCGUUUACGACACAUUCUUUCGGAAUGAAUCAACGGCUGGUAUAUUUGGACGUGGUGGGCGGGGUGCAACAGGUGACGGCGUUUGGGUACAAGGUUAAUGUGGUUGCGCCUCCAACGAAGAACGUUGCGCCGCCGGGGUAUUAUAUGCUGUUUGUGGUGCACGGUGGGAUACCGGGGGGGUGUUCUUGGAUCAAGAUCGAAAAUUAAUUGAAGGAUCAAAACAAUUUCCUGUUGUUCUGAUUUUUCAAAUUGUUGUGGUUUUUUCUCCCCCUUUUUCUAAGGGAGGGUUUUAGGAUGGACCAACAAAUUGAUCAAAAUGAGAUUUGGAUGUAAUUAUUUUAGGGAAACAAAUGACAAAUUA
Molecule: messenger RNA, 1932 nt
Organism: Rhododendron vialii
Lineage: Eukaryota; Viridiplantae; Streptophyta; Magnoliopsida; Ericales; Ericaceae
Product: aldehyde oxidase GLOX-like
Exons: 1
Coding region: 75-1778 (567 amino acids)
Source: RefSeq, a predicted model, not a curated record